This is a messenger RNA of Lolium perenne, 934 nucleotides long. RefSeq lists its product as uncharacterized. NCBI's taxonomy places the organism in Eukaryota, Viridiplantae, Streptophyta, Magnoliopsida, Poales, Poaceae. The record is from RefSeq and is a predicted model, not a curated record.
GACUACCACUUCAUGUACUCACCUCAUUGCAGUGAUAGAUGCAAUAUCUCCUACGCUGAUCACAAUCACCAACCUUCUCUAGCUCGAUAAAGGUAUAUUCAAUCAAGAAAAUGGCAUCAUUCCAGUGUGAGAAGAAAUAUGUUAGUGAUGUGCAAGCUGUUCGCUCCUUGAAGUCUCAGGAACUGUUUAAGAAAUCCCAUGCCCUGGUUGUUGAAAAAGAAUGCCUAGCCAAUGAUGCAGCUACCAAACUGCAAAUUGUCGUAGUAGAAGGCACUUUGAAGAAUGAAACAAAGGAGCCGCUGAGUAUUAUGGAUAGCAAGAUAUAUGCAGGGCACUCUCUCAAAAAGUUCCCCGAUACUGUUAGCAAAUCCGACGAUUUCAGCAUGGCAGCCUUGUACCCUAAAGGUGUGAAGGCAGCUGUGGUGUACUCCGGCACGAACAGAAUUGGUGUUGAAUGCGGAUGGCUCCUUGCUUUUACAGACACCGAGGCUACUGGAAGGAGGAUAUAUGCGGAAUGUGGCCGUAAAGGUAAAUUCGACAACAUAAACUGGGAACAAAUUGAACAGAAACUAGAUGCAUCUGGAGAAACUGCUAAGCCUCAUGACCUCCUUACUGCGACUGCGGUCUAUGCUAGCAUUGCCAACUCUGAUGGGAAAUCUGUUGUUGUAGCCACAUUCUUUGGCUAAACAAGUUUCAACAGUAAUUAACGUAUUACAUCUGGUGGACCGUUAUAUAUUGUAAUAAUCUCGCAACUGUGUUGCCAUUAGCAAUCAUCUGUGAUCUGCUACCCAAUUACAUGUUUAUGUUUUUCCUUUGCACUAUGUAAUAAAUAAGUCAUGGGAUCACCUGAGUGUGCAAGGCGUUAAGUGUUGCUCUUCAUGAUGUAAUAAUAACUAGAUCCACCGGAUAAUCAUAUAUUGGGUCCUUUUAUUAA